AUUGUGUGUGAAGUGAACAAGUAAUUCAGUUUCCUGCCCCAAGCCGUUUGUGUUUGAGCAGAUGCUGUUACGGAAGAAGAUUAGAAGGAAGAAGACGAUGAAGAUGACACUGAAAGUAGUGUCUCUGAUUAUGAGGAGGAGGAAUCGAGUGGUGGCGGUGGAGAUGGCGAUGAUGAUAGUUGUGGAGGAAGUCAAUCUGGUGCGAGCAUCAGACCUGGAGUUGAUCUUGAUAUAGGAAAUACAUUACGUCGAAUUUUGGAAAUAGACAGUGAAUUAAUUAACCAAAAAAAUAAGACAAUGGAUUUAUGGAACGCUUUGGAGCAAAGUGGAGUCGUAGUUUCAAAUAGGCUGAAAUUAAUACUGGAGGCCACAAAUUAUGACAAUCUAUCAGUGCUAAAAGCUUUUAAAAAAAAAACCAACGGAGUAUUGAGGAGUUUAUGAGGACAACGCUACAUGAGCUCAUUGAUGAUAAUGAUAGAGAGAUUUAUUAUGGGGCGUACAAAAAUAAUCCGGAGCGGUUUACGAUCUCACAUGGACUGAAGAUAAACCUGGAUCAGGUUGUAAAUGCUGCGAAACGGAUAAACAUCAGACAUGAUCCCAUUUCUGGAAGCACGUUUUUAUCAUCAACGCAGUACCCCCAUAGUAGUUCAUCCUUUGCAGCAUCCACGCCAAACGCCAAUGCUGCGUCGGAACCUUCAACGUCAUCGACACAGCCAGCGUGCUCAUAUUCUUCAUCAAGAGCAGAUGGCACAGGAAAUGAACCACCUUCGUCUAUGGCCAGGUUGAAAAAUAGUCUAGAAAACAACAUCAGUAAUUAUAUGCAACGUAAAUAUAGACAUAAAUUUUCAAAGAUUUCGGCCAACAUAACAUUAGACGAAGGUGGCAAUUAUUCUGCUGCCGUGAAAUGCCCUGUUGUUGGUUGUCAGGAAGUAAAAACGAUUCAAAUGAGUGAUAUGCGCUGGAUGACAUCGAAUUUUUACACUCAUUUGAAAAAGCAUAAUCUCAUACGUAACCAGAGGUCAGUAUUGACGUUGGCGACCUUGGUCGAAGAGGAGGAGGGGACAACAGUGAAGAUGACUAAACCGUCAGGAGCACAUUCCGGCACAACAUGAAUGAAUGAAUGAAGAAUUAAUUAAUUAAUUCAUGUGAGAAUGAAUGUGAGCGCCAUUGCAGCAGCAUCUCACAAGGAUUAAA
Molecule: messenger RNA, 1194 nt
Organism: Leptopilina heterotoma
Lineage: Eukaryota; Metazoa; Arthropoda; Insecta; Hymenoptera; Figitidae
Exons: 4
Coding region: 438-1112 (224 amino acids)
Source: RefSeq, a predicted model, not a curated record